Molecule: messenger RNA, 1064 nt
Organism: Pristis pectinata (smalltooth sawfish)
Lineage: Eukaryota; Metazoa; Chordata; Chondrichthyes; Rhinopristiformes; Pristidae
Product: insulin gene enhancer protein ISL-1
Exons: 6
Coding region: 18-1064 (348 amino acids)
Biological process (GO): positive regulation of transcription by RNA polymerase II; neuron fate specification; axonogenesis
Cellular component (GO): nucleus
Molecular function (GO): cis-regulatory region sequence-specific DNA binding; DNA-binding transcription factor activity, RNA polymerase II-specific
Source: RefSeq, a predicted model, not a curated record
UUGCACAAUAACAAGAAAUGGGAGACAUGGGAGAUCCACCCAAAAAAAAACGCCUUAUUUCACUGUGUGUUGGUUGUGGGAAUCAGAUUCAUGAUCAGUAUAUUCUUCGCGUUUCUCCGGAUCUGGAAUGGCAUGCCGCUUGUCUAAAAUGUGCAGAGUGUAAUCAGUAUUUGGACGAAACCUGUACCUGCUUCGUUAGGGAUGGCAAAACAUACUGCAAGAGAGACUAUAUUCGAUUAUACGGAACUAAAUGUGCAAAGUGUAAUAUAGGAUUCAGUAAGAAUGACUUUGUGAUGAGAGCGCGCAGUAAGGUGUAUCACAUCGACUGCUUCCGCUGUGUGGCGUGCAGUCGCCAGCUCAUUCCCGGUGAUGAAUUCGCGUUGCGGGAAGACGGACUCUUCUGCCGGGCUGACCACGACGUUGUCGAGCGAGCGUCGGUUGGCCCAGAUCCACUCAGCCCCAUGCACGGCAACAGACCCUUACAGAUGGCGGCAGAGCCCAUUUCUGUCCGACAACCAGCUUUGAGGCCACACGUUCAUAAACAGCCUGAGAAGACGACGCGGGUUCGGACAGUUCUGAACGAGAAGCAGCUCCACACGUUACGGACUUGUUAUGCAGCCAACCCCCGACCCGAUGCGCUCAUGAAGGAGCAGCUCGUUGAAAUGACAGGCUUGAGCCCCCGUGUCAUUAGAGUCUGGUUUCAAAACAAGCGCUGUAAAGACAAAAAAAGGAGUCAGCUCAUGAAGCAACUGCAGCAACAGCAACCCAACGACAAAACAAAUAUCCAGGGGAUGACAGGAACCCCAAUGGUAGCUGCCAGCCCAGAGAGACAUGAUAGCAGUUUGCAAGCCAAUCCAGUGGAGGUGCAGAGUUACCAACCGCCUUGGAAAGUUUUGAGUGACUUCGCUUUGCAGAGUGAUAUAGAACAGCCUGCAUUUCAGCAACUGGUUAAUUUUUCAGAGGGAGGGCCAGGUUCUAACUCCACUGGAAGUGAAGUAGCGUCCAUGUCCUCCCAACUCCCUGACACACCAAACAGCAUGGUAGCGAGUCCUAUAGAGGCAUGA